GAAAGCGGCCGAAUCCAGAGAGUCGUUGGCGUACAACACAGCAUGGCCCCGAGGCGGGAAAACAAAAAUGAGCACAGGCGAAAUGUGUAAGAAAAACCCACAUUACGCACACUGGAGUCACUGUACAUAGACUGGUAUUAAGACUAUAAGUGGGGGUGAAGGUGGGUGAGAAAGAGAAAGCGCCAACAAUGAAGGAAGGCAGAGUAGGAGGAAAGGGCGGAGGAGGAGGAGGAGCACAGCCGUCGGUGGAUGAGCGUUACACUCAAUGGAAAUCACUCGUCCCUGUUCUCUACGAUUGGCUUGCCAAUCAUAACCUUGUUUGGCCCUCCCUCUCUUGCCGGUGGGGGCCACAACUGGAGCAAGCAACCUACAAGAAUCGGCAACGUCUCUACCUUUCUGAACAGACUGACGGUAGUGUUCCAAAUACACUUGUCAUUGCAAACUGUGAAGUUGUAAAGCCUCGGGUAGCAGCAGCUGAACACAUAUCACAGUUUAAUGAAGAAGCACGUUCACCAUUUGUAAAGAAGUUCAAGACCAUCAUACAUCCUGGAGAGGUAAACCGAAUUAGGGAGCUACCACAGAACAGUAAGAUUGUGGCCACACAUACUGAUAGUCCUGAUGUUCUCAUUUGGGAUGUUGAGUCUCAGCCUAAUCGUCAUGCUGUCUUGGGAGCCUCAGAAUCUUGUCCGGACUUGAUACUCACUGGCCAUCAGGACGAUGCAGAAUUUGCACUUGCCAUGUGUCAGACAGAGCCUUUUGUCCUCUCUGGAGGGAAAGACAAGUCAGUUGUUUUAUGGAGCAUUCAUGACCAUAUCUCCUCUUUGGCAGCUGAUCAGAGUGCUACAAAAUCUCCAGGAUCUGGAGCUGCGAACACUAAGCAGUCAAAGCUUGGAGUUGAUGAUAAACGUGUUGAUGGUCCUCGUGUCCAUGCUCGAGGUGUUUUCCAAGGACACGAGGAUACUGUUGAAGAUGUUCAGUUUUGCCCCUCAAGUUCGCAGGAGUUUUGCAGUGUUGGUGAUGAUUCAUGCCUCAUACUCUGGGAUGCAAGAAGUGGUUCAGCUCCUGUUACUAAGGUUGAAAAGGCUCAUAAUGCUGAUCUCCAUUGUGUUGAUUGGAGCCCUCAUGACACACAUUUUAUUCUGACCGGGUCGGCUGAUAACUCUGUGCGCAUGUUUGACCGCCGAAACCUAACUUCAGGAGGAGUUGGGUCCCCUGUCCACACUUUUGAAGGUCACAGUGCUGCUGUCUUAUGCGUACAGUGGUCUCCACACAAAUGUUCUGUAUUUGGAAGUUCUGCAGAGGAUGGCAUCUUGAAUCUCUGGGAUUAUGAAGGGAUUGGUAAGCAGAACCCAGCUAGAACAAAAGCGCCAAAUGCUCCCCCUGGAUUAUUUUUCCGGCAUGCUGGGCACAGGGACAAGGUUGUUGAUUUUCAUUGGAAUGUAUCGGAUCCGUGGACUAUUGUGAGCGUCUCCGAUGAUGGUGAGAGUACUGGUGGCGGUGGUACUCUGCAGAUAUGGCGGAUGAUUGACCUAAUUUACAGAUCAGAAGAGGAGGUUCUCGAAGAGCUGGACAAGUUUAAAGUUCAUCUAAGUGAGUGUGCUUCUUGAGUCAACUGUUGAAAAUCUGAGAACCUGUUAACUAUUGGGGAGCCCUGAUUUGGAGAACAUCAGUUUCUAGGCUUCGUGUUUUGUUCAAGAUAGAACUUGUAGACUUUUAGAAUGUGAAAGCUCGUUUUGACCAUCCUGCUAUCUAUCCUACACAAUGCCUGCCUUUGUGA
Coffea eugenioides is the source of this 1777-nucleotide messenger RNA. Its product is annotated as WD-40 repeat-containing protein MSI4-like. The coding region runs from base 189 to 1607 and encodes 472 amino acids. Gene Ontology annotation, molecular function: histone binding. Gene Ontology annotation, cellular component: nucleus. Lineage: Eukaryota; Viridiplantae; Streptophyta; Magnoliopsida; Gentianales; Rubiaceae. The transcript is spliced from 15 exons. The record is from RefSeq and is a predicted model, not a curated record. Gene Ontology annotation, biological process: regulation of gene expression.